Molecule: messenger RNA, 1843 nt
Organism: Antechinus flavipes (yellow-footed antechinus)
Lineage: Eukaryota; Metazoa; Chordata; Mammalia; Dasyuromorphia; Dasyuridae
Gene: BDH1
Product: 3-hydroxybutyrate dehydrogenase 1
Exons: 8
Coding region: 642-1817 (391 amino acids)
Molecular function (GO): oxidoreductase activity
Source: RefSeq, a predicted model, not a curated record
CCUCCGGGCGGGCGCGGGGGACCGGCCUCCGCUAGGGAUGCUGCAGAGCGGGAGGGCGUCCUCGGCCGCCUCGGCCGCCCUCCCUACCCUGCAAAGAGGGUGUAGCUGCUUCGUUCCGAGAGGAGGUUAAGGAGGGAGGAGCUCUCGUCCUACGCAACGGCCUUCCUCCGCCUGCGUCAGGCUCUCCGCUCCGCCCGAGGAUGCGGCGGAGAGCCUUCCAUCCCUCUCCAUCCCCUUCUUCCCCUCCCCCUCCUGGGCCCGCGGAGGGGAGUCUGGCGCUCAGCCCGUGCGCUGCCCCUCUGUGGCCCGGGCCUCUGGGGCGCGACAGCGAGGCGAGGGUUCUUGGAUACCGGGGGGCCCGUUACGGGGCCAGGAAAGACCCUCCGAGGAGCUCCCCACCCCGUCCGGCCGCGCCCUUCUGGCUUCUGGGGACACGUGAGGGAGGCGUUGGGAAAGUCCAGGAGCCAGAGGGGCGGGAGUCCCGGGCGGCCGGGAGGGGAGCAGGCGGGAGUUGCCGGCGUGGACCUUGUCCGAAGCCCCUCCUCGGCUGACGGGGCAGAGGUAACUUCAAACUGAGAAGCAGAUGGCCAUCAACCAAGUGGGGGGCGGCAGACCAAACUGUGGCGGGUGAAUAUGGUGCGAUGCUUACCAUGCCCCAAGAAAUGACAAUAGGGACAGAUGGAGAAGUGGGGGAAGAGCCACAUGCACUGAUGGAGAACCAGAAAGCUGCGUCGGCCAUGGCCACAGGUGGAAGGAACUCGCGGUUCAGCUUGUCCCGAGGCGGAGCCAUGCUGGCUCCCGGGUUCUCCAGGGCUCUGGCGGCCCUGGCCCGGGGACGCCUCCGUUUCCCAAACGUUCCGGACGUCACGAGGGCUGGCCAGGUGCUGUCCGGUCUACACUCCGUGGGGGACGAGAAAACCCAGGAGCCCCAAGAAAAAAGGGCCCUCAACAAGGCCGUGUUGGUCACCGGCUGCGACUCGGGCUUCGGCCUCUCCAUCGCCAAACACCUGCACGCGAUGGGCUUCACCGUGUUUGCCGGCUGCCUCCUCAAGGAUAAGGGAGAAGCGGGCAGCCAAGAGCUGGACGCCAUGAAUUGCGACCGUAUGAAGACCAUCCAGCUGGACGUGUGCAAAAGUGCCGAGGUGAACAAGGCCAUAGAGACCAUCCAGGAGAACCUGAAGGAGCCCAGCAAAGGCCUGUGGGGGCUGGUGAACAACGCGGGCGUCUCUACCUUCGGCGAGGUGGAGUUCACCAGCCUGGAGACCUACAAGGAGGUGGCCGAGGUGAACCUGUGGGGAACCAUCCGGACCACCAAGGCUUCCCUCCCCCUGCUGCGGAAGGCCAAAGGCCGCGUCGUCAACAUCAGCAGCGUGCUGGGCAGGACGGCCAGCGCCGGGCGCUCCACCUACUGCGUCACCAAGUUCGGGGUGGAGGCCUUCUCCGACUGCCUGCGCUACGAGCUGUACCCGCUGGGCGUCCGGGUCAGCGUGGUGGAGCCCGGCAACUUCACCGUGGCCACCAGGCUCUACAAGCCCGAGCGCAUCCAGGCGGCGGCCAGGAAGAUGUGGGACAGCCUGCCCGAGGCCGUGCGCAGGGACUACGGCAAGCGGUACUUCCGCCAGCGGGUCAGCGACCUGGAGGCCUACUGCAAGAGCGGCUCCAUGGACACCAAGCCCGUCAUCGAGUCCGUGGGCCACGCGCUCACCUCCAAGACCCCGUACACGCGCUACCACCCCAUGGACUACUACUGGUGGCUGCGCAUGCAGAUCGUCACCCACGCCCCCGGGGCCUUAUCAGAUAUGAUCUACUCCCACUGAGCCCCAAUAAAGCCUGGGCCACCUGA